GUAAGGUCUUGUUGCGGUUUCUUCUUAUUGCAAGUACACAUUCUACUGCCCGGAUCAAAAGAUCGUUAAAAUGAUUAAACGAGGAGGACUUCAAGGUUUCGAAUUUCUGUCUCCGAAAAACAACUUCACUUUCUAUUUCUCCGGAAACACAACGUCAGUUUCUAUUUCCCCACUUUAGUUUCGAUUCCAGAAGUUUCCCAAUGAUAUAAAACCAUUGUCGGAUAAAGCGUCUCGCCACAGGAAGAGAGCAGUGUGACCUACUCUUCAUUUGGGACCAAAUGUCUACAAUAGCGCCCAGACUCAGCAAGCAGAAAGAAAAGCUUCUGCUAGAGCUGUUUCAAGACAAUGUGGAGUUCUGCUUGCUUUACAAAGGAAGCUUUCAUGGUUUCCGUGAAUCUGAAUUGAAAUCCAGAUGUGCCAAGCAAGGGCGCACUGUGAUCGUGGGGUACUUGGAGUCGGGUUUAAUCGUUGGGGGUUACACAAGUCAAAGUUUUAUAUCUCAAAGCAAAGCUAUAAAGGAUAAAGAGGCUUUUAUUUUCACAAUCGAUGAAACAAAGUCAAGCUGCUUUCCAGUCAAGAAGCCUGAAAAUGCUGUGAAUUUUUCCACUGGAUUUAAUUUUGGGGGUGCUUUCUUCUUUGGUAAUCCUAAAAAUUUCAACAUGAACUAUAUUGCUAUAUCCUCUAAUGAGAACUACGAAUCAGCAUUACCAGAAGGUCAACAUUCUCUCCAGGAUGUAGAGGUUUAUCGUGUUCAAGACGUUGGAGAUUUGCUGGACUCGCCUUGGAGGGAUGUUUCUUGGACAAAUAAGUUGUUUGAAAAGACGGACAUCACCUGGUAUAAGCCAUCCGUCGACUCUGUUUCCCAUGCCCGGGUUCUGCUGGUUGGUCCGGUUGGAGCAGGGAAGUCCAGUUUCAUCAGCUCAGUGAAUUCUGUAUUCUGCAAUAAAGUAUUCAACCUGGCGAUGGUUGGUACUGGGCCAGGAAGCUUCACCAAGAGGUUGAAGUCUUACAACAUCAGAGCAGAGAGAGGGGGUGAUGGGACUGCCCUGGUGUUCUGUGAUAUGAUGGGUCUGGGUGAGACGAAGAGCUCUGGAGUGAAAGUGAAAGACAUAAUGAGUGUCCUCAAAGGACAUGUGCAGGAUGGAUACCAGUUCAUUCCAUCACAGGCCAUUGAGCCUGGCGCCACAAAAUACAUUCAAAAGCCAGCGCUGAAAGAUAAAAUCCACUGCGUUGCGUUUGUUUUGGACGCGUGCAAGCUGGACAUUUACCAUAAACAUGUUGAAGAAACCUUCCAGGAACUCCGAUCAGAGAUCAGCGAUGUAGGCGUUCACCAGGUUGCGUUGCUGACCCACAUUGAUGAAGUCUGCCAUGCAGUCGGAGAAGAUGUUAAAUAUGUGUACAGAAGCAGGUUCAUCCAGCAGCAGAUUCAAAAGGCUGCGAAACUUCUUGGCAUGUCAGUUUCUUGCAUUGUCCCCGUGAAGAAUUAUUCUUCUGAGCUGGAGCUGAAUGACAACACUGACAUGCUGAUACUGAGUGCAGUAAAUCUAAUGCUGCUACACGCAGACGCUUUUUUGGAUGAACAUAAACUUAUCUAAGAGCAUAAGUGUGUGUAAAAAAGUACCAUGCCAAUAGAAGACAUGUUUUUAAAAAAACAAACUGAAAAUGUUUUUGUUAGCAGCUGAGCACAGCCGUUUGAGUAGUUUAUAAUUGUGUGUGCAAAAACAUGCGUCAUACAGCUUUAAAAAAAUGAUAUCAAUUGUACUUGCAAUCAAUAGUGAAAAUGACAUGGUGCAAUCCUGGUAUAUAGAACAAUAGGAGAUUCAUUGCUUGCUAAACUGCAACAGUAUCAUGAAUAUUAUCCACUGUACGCUUACUGUAACACUGUAUGUUAUUAACAUUUUCAUAUUAAAAUAAAAGAUGUUCAAUACACUUAAAGGUUAA
Molecule: messenger RNA, 1941 nt
Organism: Acipenser ruthenus (sterlet)
Lineage: Eukaryota; Metazoa; Chordata; Actinopteri; Acipenseriformes; Acipenseridae
Product: interferon-induced protein 44-like
Exons: 8
Coding region: 279-1595 (438 amino acids)
Source: RefSeq, a predicted model, not a curated record